Molecule: messenger RNA, 417 nt
Organism: Gordionus sp. m RMFG-2023
Lineage: Eukaryota; Metazoa; Nematomorpha; Gordioida; Chordodea; Parachordodidae
Exons: 2
Coding region: 76-417 (113 amino acids)
Source: RefSeq, a predicted model, not a curated record
UAUAAAAAAAAAGAAUUAUUAAUUUUACAAAUCCUUUAAAACUCUCAGGCCUUUUAAAACAAUAAAAAUUAUCACAUGACCAUGAAUUCUAGCAGUGAUAUACAAAGUACUCUAGCGUCGUCUCUUGAAUUGAUCGAAAAGUGUUUCGCGGAAAACGAGGAAAAACAGUACAAAAUCAAGGAUUGUUUGAGGCUUCUAGAGAAUAAACGCCUUAUUUCCAAAAAAUCUAUUGAAGAAACGUUUAGAAGAAUCAUUGGCUUGCAAGACGAUUUGAUGAGAGAUUUGAAUGAAGCGAUUGAAAAUAAAGCUGAAACUUUGAGAUUAUUGCUUCGCAAAUUGGAAUCUAUCAAUGGUGCCGUCAAGGAAAAGAGAGAACACAUCAACAACCUGAUGAAGGGAAAAAUUGUAAAAAAAUAA